Molecule: messenger RNA, 2676 nt
Organism: Phoenix dactylifera (date palm)
Lineage: Eukaryota; Viridiplantae; Streptophyta; Magnoliopsida; Arecales; Arecaceae
Product: putative disease resistance protein At5g47280
Molecular function (GO): ADP binding
Source: RefSeq, a predicted model, not a curated record
CGUCCAUUCCUCUCCAACAGCAGGGAGCGCGGGAGGGAGCGAGGAAGGGCGGCGGCGAUGGAUACGUUCUUCGCCGGUGAGAUCGCGACGGAGCUGGUGAAGGAGCUGGUGAAGGUGAUCCGGCGGACGGUGCUGUGCCGGCCGACGGCGGAGCAGCUGAAGCGCAACGUGGAUGCCCUCCUCCCCAUCAUCCAGGAGAUCCGCCACUCGGGUGUGGAGCUCCCGCAGGCCCGGCAGUCCCAGCUCUCCGACCUCGCCGAGCACCUCCACCUUGCCCUCGAACUCGCCCGCAAGGCCGCCGCCUCCUCACGCUGGAAUGUCUACCGCUCCAUGCAGCUGGCCCACCGCAUGGAGAAGCUCGACCGCUGGAUCGCCCGCUGGCUCGAGCGCCAGAUGCCCGCCCACGUCCUCGCCGACGUCCACCACCUCCGCGUCGAGUCCGCCGUACGUCUCGACCGCAUCGAGCGCCACCUCCAGAACGGCGCUCCCGCCACCGCCGCCGCCGCCGCGGCGAUGACGAUGAUGAAGCCGGCGGCGGUGGGGGUGGCGCAGAUGAUGGAAGGGCUGGAGCUCGGGGGAGGGGGAGGCGAGGCGGCGGCGCCGGUCGGGGCGGCGGUGAGGGUCGGGAAGGAGAGGGUGAAGGAGAUGCUCAUGGCGACGGGAGGCAGUGCGGAGGUGGUGGGGAUUUGUGGGAUCGGGGGGAGUGGGAAAACCACGCUAGCUAAGGAGAUCUGUAGAGAUCCCCGGAUUCAAAAUUACUUCAGUGAUAGGAUUUUCUUCGAGACGGUUUCACAAUCGCCAAAUUUGGAGAGCUUGAAAUUGAAGCUUUGGGAACAGAUUAGUGGUAAUAUGGUUAUUGGCGCUUAUACCCAGAUCCCGCAGUGGCAGAUGGCUUUGGGGGCAAGAGACAAGGGGCCAACUCUCAUAGUGCUGGAUGAUGUGUGGUCUCUAUCUCAGCUUGAGCAGCUUAUUUUCAGAUUACCUGGAUGCAAGACGCUCGUUGUGUCAAGGUUCAAAUUCCCUACACUGAUCAACAACACUUAUGAAUUGGAAUUGCUGGGAGAAGCAGAGGCUUUGUCCCUUUUUUGCCAAGCAGCUUUUGAGCAGCAAUCUAUUCCGCCUACUGCUGAUAAGAAGUUGGUGAAGCAGGUUGUAGCAGAAUGCAAAGGGCUUCCUCUGGCUCUGAAGGUGAUUGGUGCUUCUUUACGAAGUCAGCCUCCAAAAAUUUGGGCAAGUGCCAAAAAUAGGUUAUCACGAGGAGAGACCAUAUCCGACUCCCAUGAGAACAAAUUGCUUGAACGGAUGGCAGCAAGCAUUGAAUGUCUGUCGGGCAAAGUUAGGGAGUGUUUUUUAGAUCUAGGCUCCUUUCCUGAAGACAAAAAGAUCCCUCUGGAUGUGCUCAUCAACAUGUGGAUGGAGAUACAUGAUCUUGAUGAAGAAGAUGCUUUUGCCAUACUAGUGGAGCUUUCAAAUAAAAACCUUCUAACUCUGGUGAAAGAUGCGCAGAACAGAGCUGGAGAUAUUUAUAGCAGUUAUAGUGAGCUUUCUGUUACUCAACAUGAUGUAUUGAGGGACCUGGCUCUCCACAUGAGCAAUCGUGAGUCCUUGAACUGUAGAAAGAGGUUGAUUAUGCCUAGGAGAGAAGAAGGACUUCCAAGGGACUGGGAGAGAAACAAAGAUCAACAGUUUGAGGCACAGAUUGUUUCAAUUCAUACAGGUGAAAUGAGAGAAACUGACUGGUUCCAGAUGUACUUUCCUAAGGCUGAGGUUCUCAUUCUGAAUUUCUCCUCAGGCAUGUAUUUUUUGCCUCCAUUUAUGGACACUAUGCCAAAGCUCAAGUCCCUGGUGUUGAUCAACUAUAGCAACUCGAGCACAGUACUGCAAAAUUUAUCUAGCUUCACUGCUCUAAAUAACUUGAGGAGCCUCUGGGUUGAGAAGAUAGUCGUCCCACCUCUACCAAGAACAACAGUCCCCUUGAAGAACCUGCGCAAAGUAUUUCUUGUCCAGUGUGAACUCAACAACAGCCUUAAAGGAUCAAAAGUAGACCUCUGGAUGACAUUCCCUCGCCUUUCUAGUCUCACGAUAGAUCACUGCAUUGAUCUAAACGAGUUGCCUUCCAGCAUCUGUGAAGUCAGUUCUCUGGAGAGUAUUAGCAUUUCCAACUGUCAUGAUUUGUCUGAGUUACCACAUGAAUUUGGCAAGUUAGGUUCUCUACAGAUCCUGCGGAUAUAUGCUUGCCCAGCUUUAAAGAGGCUUCCUCAAUCUAUCUGUCAGUUGAAGAGAUUAAAAUAUCUUGAUAUCUCUCAGUCCCUGAACCUCAGAGACCUCCCGGAAGAACUUGGAAACCUCAAAAACUUGGAGAAAAUUGACAUGAGAGAAUGUUCUCUGAGGAAUAUCCCUAGGUCGUUAUCGUCAUUGAAGUCUUUGGGACAUGUGAUAUGUGAUGAAGAGAUGGCUUUGCUAUGGAAGGAAGCAGAAAGGCAUAUACCUGAUCUUCGGAUUCAGAUAGCAGAACAAUGUUAUAAUCUGGACUGGCUUGUAGAGUAAUGAUCCUCCCAAAGCCCUUUUGGAUGGCUUCCCCAAUGCUAUGUACAUAUAAUUUGUAUCAUAUGUGUUUUAGAUGAAUGGUUAUUAAAACAAAAAGAAUCUAGUGACAUGGGCUAGUAGCUUUGACAA